Molecule: messenger RNA, 1904 nt
Organism: Oreochromis aureus
Lineage: Eukaryota; Metazoa; Chordata; Actinopteri; Cichliformes; Cichlidae
Product: germ cell-specific gene 1-like protein
Exons: 5
Coding region: 417-1337 (306 amino acids)
Cellular component (GO): plasma membrane
Source: RefSeq, a predicted model, not a curated record
AAUCUAAGCUUGUUGUAAUCUUUGCUUUUUACUAAUAUGUUCAAAGGAAGUCUGGACUAUAAUUUGCCAUUUGUAAUGGAUAAUGUUGCAGGCAGAGCUUUGUAGAAGGGGAGGAGCGAGGAGGUUGGAGUGGCAGCACAGAGGGGACAGUUUAGGAGUUCAAAUGAAGGAAAACAAAUAGUGCCAUGGGUUUCUAUUGUCUCUGUGGGAGUGCAGAGGAUGGACCCUUUCAUCAAGGUGGCAGCACAUCAGAAGAGCUGGCAGAGGGAUGUACACACUUCUCACCCAAGGAGCCCCAAAUGCAACAAGAUUAUGAAGAUUUGAUAUAUCCGCUGGGAGGCGAAACACGGUGGCUACAUAUCAAAAGACAGGAUUAGUUGCCUUUUCAUUUCAUCUCCUCUGGCCUUGCCUCGACCAUGAGGCUAGAGCGCGGGCGGCGGGCUUCUCUGGCGCUCACCCUCAACUUUGUGGCGUUUGCUUUUGCCUUAUCCGCGGUGACCACCAGCUACUGGUGCGAGGGGACCAGGAAGGUGGCCAAACCCUUCUGCACAGGCCCACCGGUGAACAAGAAGGAGUGGUACUGCAUCCGCUUCAACAGCACCAACCUCAACGACAGCCGCCUAGUGCAGUACAUCUUUGAGACGGGGGAGGAGAAGUUUCUGAUGAGGAAGUUCCACACGGGGAUAUUCUUCUCCUGCGAGGAGGCGGCUGACAUGAACGGGUUUGAAUGUCGAGAAUUCUCAGAUAUUGCACCUGAAAAUGAAAGAGGAGUGCUGUGGUUGUGUAUCGUGGCAGAGACCCUGUACCUCACCCUGCUCUUCGCAGGCGGGGCUCUGAUGGCUCUGGAGCAGUGCCCCUGCUUUAGUGUCAUGAACAAACUGAAGCUCAGUGCCUUCGCUGCCAUGUGCACUGCCCUGUCAGGCCUUUGUGGGAUGGUGGCCCACAUGAUGUUUACCACCAUAUUCCAGCUGGCUGUUGCCACCGGGCCAGAAGAUUGGAGGCCCAAAACAUGGGACUACAGCUGGUCUUAUUUAUUAGCAUGGGGCUCUUUUGGCACCUGCAUGGGGUCUGCAGUGACGGCACUGAACCGCUACACAAAGACAAUCAUCGAGUUUAAAUACAAACGGCGGAACAUCGAGAAGAGCCUGAUGAUUAAGCAGAACAUGAUGGAGAUGAACGUCCCCGAGCAGAUGUGGGACAUGUACCUGACUACUGUGCCGGUUGAUGCCGAGGCGCCUCUAGAACUGCCGGUCAAUGGCCACAAGCCAUCCACAGGAACGGCGUACGAGGUCGAAAUGGACAAUGUACCAGAACCACAAGGAGAGGCGUACUGUUAAAGAUGGAAACGUUUCUGGGGUUGAUUUCCUGGACCUACACUGACUCUUGUUCUUGGAUUUAAAUAUUUACUUCAGGACUUUUUGUAUAUUUUUUUCCUCUCCACACAUCAGAUGUGUCUGGUUCUUUAAAGAAAAAUAAUGUGAGAAGCAGGGAAGGGGAAAGGGGCUACAUUUCACUCUAAACUGGAUCCACAUGCUCCUGAGGAAAGACUGAUCCUUAAUUUCUGCUUUAGCUUCUGCUGAGCCAGCCUGUUUCGUUUAGGUUUGAUCAGACUGUCCUCUGAAGAACGAGGCUCAAUGAUCUGCUUAGCAAGAGGAAGAGAAAAUUACCUCAUUCUGUACCAUCAGGGACGUAUCGCCGAAUCACCGCAGGUCUGCCUGCACAGACCACACUCUGUAUGAAGUGUCCAGUAACAUCUAAUGUUGGACAGUCAGUCAACUAUAAAAGACUUAAAAAAGACAACAAAUUAAUGUCAAAUAGCAAACAGGGACACAAAUACCUGCCAAGACAUACAAAACAACCACUGAACCUGUGAAACAACCACAAAACAGCCACUCAAACAAUGA